Molecule: messenger RNA, 3738 nt
Organism: Cicer arietinum (chickpea)
Lineage: Eukaryota; Viridiplantae; Streptophyta; Magnoliopsida; Fabales; Fabaceae
Product: pentatricopeptide repeat-containing protein At1g08070, chloroplastic
Biological process (GO): RNA modification
Molecular function (GO): RNA binding; protein binding; zinc ion binding
Source: RefSeq, a predicted model, not a curated record
AAAUGAGAACAAUUGUGAACAAACUAUUUUAUUGACGCAAUCUGGUCUCUUUUACUAGUAUUCAAUAAAUAUAGACGUGGACAAUACAACGAAGCACAAUAACUCAAAAACGAAAACACGACUAAUUAAAGAGAAAUAAAAGUUGUACUAAAAUUAAUGUAGAGGCUUUGCCAAUGGAGAAUUUGGAGCAGGUGCUGGACUUGGAGCAUUAGCUGCAAUGUCACAUAACAAACAUAAAUAACAAUUACUUGAAUUCAUUGAUAAAUUAUUUUAUAUUUGACUUUAUUUGAAUCAUAAUUAGUUGCAGAGUAAUUUUUAUAUAUAUGCUUCCGAUCAAGAUGAAAUUUGUUAGUAGGUGAAAAUUAUUCAGAUAAAAAAAUUAAAACCCAUAUAUAUUUUCAUAUGCAGGAUAAAAGUGCAAUGAAAUAAAUUAUUAAAAUGAAAUGAAGUAAAAACAAAUGUUACAUCCCUUCUUAUGCCAUUCAAAAUGGAAGGAAAGUAUUGAUUAAAUUGACUAAUCACAGUGUUUUCAUUCUAUUUUAAAUAACACUACUUAGAACUUUGAUAGGUUUGAUAGGUAUGGUCUCCAACAAAACUCUAAAAUACCAAAGAAUUUAUCAUAAAAACAUUCAAUAUAUUUCUAUUACAUUUCAUUUGAUUAGUUUAUUUUUUAUUAAUCAAAUUUUAGGUUAAAAAGUAAUGAUUCCGUAACCACAAUAGACAAUAAUUAAAGAUGUUGAAGUGGCGUGAGAAGAAGGUUAAUUUCUCACCAAAAAAACUUGAUAAAACAAAAGCAUAAAUAUACUAUGUAAAUAUAAAUUUAUAUUUACAUAGCAAAGGAUGAAAUUAAUAACGUACUCACAAAUACAAUACCAUGCAAUAGAUUCGAAUGCAGAACAACAUGAACCACACUUGGUUGUGAUUGUGAAUUAUCAUCCAUAAAAUAAGGUAGACAGUCCACCACAAAAGUAAGUUAUAAUUUAUCUACAAUAAUGUGUGGUUUGUGAUGGUAAAGGAGAAAUUGUGAGAUGGGCAUUAGAUAUAUUUGGAAAUGGCAUCAAAGCAAUAUUACUUACUUUUCAUCAAUGCAUGUUGUAUGAUUUGAAUUUGAAAGAAAAACGCAUGAACUUAGUCCAAGCUCAAAUCCGACCGAACCUGCGUAUUGUCACUUGACAUACCUCCACAUUUGUACAUUUGUGUCAUCCAUCGUAUGUGGUACUUUCAUAUUUUUAAAGCAAAGUUGUUGCAACUUCCACGGUGGGUGGUUAAUUACUUAUGGGAUUAACUAACAUAACUGAAAGUCAGUUACGAUGUUGUUAGUGUCAGCUUCAUCUUUACCUUCAAUUCUUCACUUCCUUCCAGGUUCCGAUCCUCCUUACAAGGUUUUAGAACAACACCCUUAUCUUAAUCUCCUCGCAAAAUGCAACAACAUAAAUACCUUCAAACAAAUUCACUCACUUCUCAUCAAAACCGGUCUCCACAACACCAUUUUCGUCCAAAGUAAGCUCAUCCAUUUCUGCGCCGUUUCACCUUCCGGCGAUCUCUCCUACGCUCUCUCUCUCUUCGCACGUAACCAACAACAACAAAUUCACAAUCACUUCAUUUGGAACGCUCUCAUUCGAGGACACUCUUUGAGCCCUUCUCCUAUAUCUUCCUUAUACUUUUUUUCUCGAAUGCUUCACUAUGGACUUCAACCAAAUUCUCACACUUUCCCUUUUCUCUUCAAGUCUUGCGCAAAAUCAAAGGCUACCCAUGAAGGUAAACAGCUUCAUGCUCAUGCUUUGAAGCUGUCCCUUCACUUUCAUCCACAUGUUCACACUUCGCUCAUUCAUAUGUACGCUUCUGUUGGGGAAUUGGAUUUUGCACGUUUGGUGUUUGAUAGAAGUCCUCUUAGAGAUGCGGUUUCUUUUACGGCUCUUAUUACUGGGUAUGUCUCGCAGGGUUAUGUGGAUGAUGCUAGACGACUUUUUGAUGAAAUUCCAACCAAAGAUUUGGUGUCUUGGAAUGCUAUGAUUGCUGGGUAUGUUCAAAGUUGUCGUUUUGAAGAAGCUAUUGAGUGUUUUUGUGAGAUGCAGAAGACAAACAUCUCACCCAGUAAGAGUACAAUGGUGACUCUUCUCUCUGCUUGUGGUCACACAGGGUCGCGGGAAUUGGGUAAUUGGAUAGGUUCUUGGGUUAGAGAUAAUGGGUUUGGUUCGAAUCUUCAGAUGACCAAUGCACUUGUUGAUAUGUAUUCUAAGUGUGGUGAAAUUGAUACUGCUCGUCAGUUGUUUGAUGGAAUGGAGGAAAAAGAUGUGAUUUCGUGGAAUACUAUGAUUAGUGGUUAUUCUUACUUGAGUUUAUAUGAAGAAGCACUAGCAUUGUUUGAUGUCAUGCUUAGAUCGAAUGUGAAGCCUAAUGAUAUUACUUUUUUAGGAAUUCUUCCUGCAUGUGCUUGCCUUGGUGCUCUUGAUCUUGGUAAGUGGGUUUAUGCAUACAUUGAUAAGAACUUGAAGAGCAGUAGCAAUGCUUCUCUUUGGACAAGUCUCAUUGACAUGUAUGCAAAAUGUGGUUGCAUUGAGGCAGCGGAAUGGGUUUUUAGAAGUAUGAAUUCUAGUAGUUUGUCUGCUUGGAAUGCCAUGUUAUCAGGAUUGGCCAUGCAUGGACACGCAGAGAAGGCUCUAGCACUUUUUUCAGAAAUGGUCGACAAGGGAUUUCAGCCAGAUGAUAUCACAUUUGUUGGUAUAUUAUCUGCCUGUACACAAGCCGGUUUGGUAGAUCUUGGACAAAACUAUUUCAGGUCAAUGAUGCAAGAUUAUGGAAUCUGUCCGAAAUUGCAACACUAUGGUUGCAUGAUUGAUCUCUUAGCUAGAGCUGGAAAAUUCGAAGAAGCAGAGAUUCUUAUGAAAAAUAUGGAAAUGGAGCCUGAUGGAGCUAUUUGGGGUUCUCUUCUUAGUGCUUGUAAGGCUCAUGGACGUGUUGAGUUGGGUGAAUAUGUAGCAGAACGCCUCUUUCAAUUAGAGCCAGAAAAUGCAGGUGCAUUCGUGCUUUUAUCGAAUAUAUAUGCAGGAGCUGGAAAAUGGGAUGAGGUAGCAAGGAUAAGAACAAGGUUAAAUGACAAAGGAAUGAAGAAAGUUCCUGGUUGCACCUCUAUAGAGAUUGAUGGUGUUGUUCAUGAGUUCCUUGUUGGUGAUAAGUUCCACCCUGAAUGCAAAAAUAUUUAUAGUAUGUUGGAUGAGAUAGAUAAGCUUUUGGAGGAAAAUGGGUUUGUGCCUGAUACUUCUGAGGUACUCUAUGAUAUGGAUGAAGAGUGGAAAGAAGGUGCUUUGAGUCAACACAGUGAGAAGUUGGCUAUUGCUUUUGGUUUGAUAAGCACAAAGCCUGGAUCUACAAUUAGGAUCGUUAAGAACCUUCGUGUUUGUGGAAACUGUCAUUCGGCUACCAAGCUAAUAUCUAAAAUUUUCAAUAGGCAAAUAAUUGCGAGAGAUAGAAACCGUUUUCACCAUUUUAAAGAUGGGUUUUGCUCAUGUAAUGAUUGCUGGUGAAACUUUAAUCUAUCUAUUCAGUGGAAUAUCAUUUGCACUUGUGCAGAAAGAAAAGCAAACCAUUUGCAUUCAUAUAGCUUACAAAGAUUGAUUGGUACAUGUGUGCUCUCUCACUAUUGAAGUGCAAAUCCUUCUUUAUUUAUAAAUACAUCUAUGAUUACUACAUGAAAUUGGCCUAAUGUUAAGAUUAGCUCAAUGCAAUGCAGCUGAAUCC